Messenger RNA from Adineta ricciae, 1293 nucleotides. The record is from the annotation of a GenBank genome assembly. Lineage: Eukaryota; Metazoa; Rotifera; Eurotatoria; Adinetida; Adinetidae.
AUGUAUUCUCAACAGCAAAUGGCUCCAAUGCCUCAGCAACAACAAAAACCAACAAUUCAAAAGUUACUUGAUGACAAUUCUCAGCUAAUAUCAAUGAUCAUCGACUUACAAUCCAAAGGAAGACCAACAGACUGCCUUGAGUACCAACGUACAUUGCAUCGAAAUCUAACGUAUCUUACGCAGUUCGAUAUGACACAGUCACAUCAUCCAAAUAACCUGCCUCCACCAGAAGCGUUUUUGCAAACACCACAGCAGCAACAACAACAACAACAACAGCCGAUGAUGAUGGGAAAUAACAUGAUGCAACAAAAUCAAAUGGGUGUGCCACCAUCAAGUUCAGAACAAAUGUAUCGAACCCAAACGAAUAGCCCAGUGCCGUCGAAUGUUCCUUCGUCAACGUUGAACAAAAGUCCACAUGCCAAUACUAGUGGUGGUCUUUAUCCACCAUCGAAUACUCCUUCGACGAACGCGUCUUUGGCUCCUUCUCUUCAACAACAACGAUCACCGGCGCAUUCAGCACCAUCACCUUCUCCUUCCGGUGCGAUGACAUCGUCGAUUUCACCACAAAAUUCAGUUAUGAACAAGGCCCCAACCCCACAACCAACAUCAGCGCAUCUACCUUCGAUGUCACAACAACAACAACAGCAGCAACGACCUUAUCUAUCUGCUCAACCCAUGAUGCCACAGCAAAGUAGAAUGAUGAAUGGCGCUGGUAUGGAUCAUUCAUCGACCGGUCAAGUGCCUUCUUCAUAUAUGCAAGGACAACAAGCAUAUAUGCCUCAACAACAACCAUCGCAGCAGCAGCAGCAUGCAUAUCAAAUGCAACAAAAUGGAUACGGUCACCAUCCUAAUGGUGGUAUGCCUCAGCAGCAGCAGCAACAACAACAGCCACAUUAUUCCAUGUAUCAUCAACAGCAAAAUCCAGGAAUGUCUGUUCCUCCGAAUCAAACUGCUAAACCCAAUUCCCCAUUAAAUGGUCAACAACAAUCAAUUAUUCCAUCUUCUACUUCACCUAAACCUUCAUCAUCAAGUUCACCAUCUCAAGCCACUAAUACACAAAAUCUAGUUUCCAAUCAACAACAGCAACAGCAACCACCGCCUCCACAACAAAUGGCUUACAACAAUUACGGCGGUCAGCCUCAACAACCUCCUAUGUACCAUCCCCAACAGAAUUAUCACAUGCAGCAACAAACACAACCUCCUCAAUGGCAAAAUCAACCACGAAUGAUGAUGCAACCUCAAUACACAUCAUACCAACAAGGACAAUACCAACCAGCUCCACCUCAAUCUUAA